AUUGGCUUCCCGUCCCUCACAACAAUGAACCCCCCACCGUCGCUGUCCCGCACGUCGUCCGACGCAAGCUUCUCGUCGUCGGACGACAUCACUCCCAGCGCCAUCAAUGCCUCGCGCCGCACGCGAAAGCGCUUCACCAACACACAGCUCACCAUGCUGGAAAAUUUAUUCCACCAGACCUCCCACCCGUCGAGAGAGGAACGCGAGGCUGUGGCAAAGGCUGGUCAAAUGGAAAUCAAGUCUGUGACGAUCUGGUUCCAAAAUAAGCGCCAAACAGAGCGCAAGUCGCAGCAGGCGAACAAGGAACCAAGCAACAGCAGCAGAACGGUCUCACCGACGUUCAGCAGCAGCAGCACAGUGAGCUCGUCCAAGAGUGCUGGGUCCACCUUGUCCCUGCGCGAGCGUCCGAACCUUGACCGCAUUGCCACGCGUACCGAAAUGCGCAACCACCACAACCCCCGAACACCGCGACGCCACGCUCAUCACUCCGACAGCACAUCCACCGGCGCAAUCUGGGACCACAUGCCCUCCUCGCCACUCACAGUGCCCCCUAGCCCAGCCACCUCAGACUACCUCGAUUUUGCUAAGCAUUCUCGUUCGACAAAACGCACGCUGGAAUGGGCCUGCGCUGCGGCACGCAUCAGCGACAAAGACCACCACCACUACCACCAUUCCGCGCAGAAACCCCACCACCACCAUCACCACCAUUCUCAUACUCAUUCCUCCUAUUCCCAUACCUCCAGCGGCGACUCGUCAUCAAUGGUCGUCGGAGGCAAAAGGACCGUGCACCGCGAGAAACCUCAGGCGAACUACCACCCUGACGUAACGCCCAAGGGCGCGCCCAUUGACUUGGACACGACGGACGACGAGGAUGAGGAAGCCAUUACCCCGCCGAGUACUUGGGGACGGGAUGACAACCGCUGGGACCACCACGGCUCAUACGGGACGACGGGCGCCUUCAAGAAACAACAGCAAUCGUUCCCUUACCCCAACGGCGUCGACGACGAUGACAUGAUGAAAGCCGCACUAGCCCUCUGUGGUCUAGGUGGCCGCCGUAUCUAA
Messenger RNA from Coprinopsis cinerea okayama7#130, 1062 nucleotides. RefSeq lists its product as hypothetical. Gene Ontology annotation, molecular function: RNA polymerase II cis-regulatory region sequence-specific DNA binding; DNA-binding transcription factor activity, RNA polymerase II-specific. The transcript has 2 exons. NCBI's taxonomy places the organism in Eukaryota, Fungi, Basidiomycota, Agaricomycetes, Agaricales, Psathyrellaceae. Gene Ontology annotation, biological process: regulation of transcription by RNA polymerase II. Bases 25 to 1062 code for a protein of 345 amino acids. The record is from RefSeq and is a predicted model, not a curated record.